AUGCCAUUUUAGUUUGUUUUUCCUUUCCCUCUGUAUUUUCUCUCUAUCUAUUUAAAGAAACCAAACAGUAACCGCCGGUCUUAUUUCCGACCAUACCUCAUCUUUUUUACACACAGUUAGUUACACUUGUAACCGCUUUCAUCGAGUUAGUUAAGCACGCAUAAAGUAUGGAUGGAUUGAAGUUAAAAUUAUUGAUGAUGAUGAUAUAUGUAAUGUUUGUAUCUAUAAGUUUUCGUGAUAUUAGAUCUGCCGCUCAACUUCUGCCUCUUGAAGAAGUUGAGGCACUUCAGACAAUAGCCUCAAAGCUACAAUAUAGCGGUUGGCAACCUGCUAGAGAUUCAUGCAUCUCAGGUACAGGACUUAAUGACACAAUUUCUCUGAACAGACGGGGGCUUCUUGAUUACGGUAGCAAUGUAACUUGUAACUGUAACAGCACUGUUUGCCACAUAACAAACAUACAGUUAAAAGGGCUCAAUUUGACAGGAACUUUGCCUGAAGAGUUUGCAAAUCUCACUUUUCUGCAAGAAAUAGAGCUGUCUCGCAACUAUAUCAAUGGCACUAUUCCUGCACGUUUUGGUCAACUUCGUAUUAACUUUAUGAGCCUUUUGGGGAACCGCAUCAGUGGUCCCAUACCUGAAGUAAUAGGCGAUAUUUCUACACUUGAGGAGCUAGUCAUAGAAGACAAUUUGCUUGGAGGGCCACUUCCUCAAAGUAUUGGACGUUUGACUCGCUUGAGAAGAUUUCUUGCUUCUGCAAAUAACUUUACAGGAACCAUACCGGAGUCGUAUGGAAAGCUGACCAACUUAACAGAUUUUCGGAUGGAUGGGAGUUCAUUAUCUGGGAGAAUACCUGAUUUUAUCGGGAACUGGACAAAACUCGAGAGACUUGAUUUGCAAGGAACUUCAAUGGAAGGACCAAUUCCUUCUACAAUAUCUUUGUUGACCAAUUUGAAGGAAUUGAGGAUAAGCGAUUUGGCUGGAUCGUCAAAUACGAGAUUUCCAAAUCUGCAAAAUAUGACAAAUAUGCAGCGACUCUUCCUGAGAAAUUGUUUGCUUACUGGUUCAAUACCCGAAUACAUAGGACAGAUGAGUUCUGUGAAGAACUUAGACCUGAGUUUCAAUCAACUGACUGGACCAAUACCUGAUUCGAUUCAGAGAAUAAGCUUUGAGACCUUGUUCCUGAAUAACAACUCACUCUCUGGAGAGAUACCUGGAUGGGUAUUUAGCAACAAAGAAAAGAUUGACCUGUCGUACAACAAUUUUACACGAACUCAACCGAGGACUUGUCAGUCAUCUAGCCUGAAUCUUCUUUCAGCCCUCUCACCUUCAGCUGAAAACAAUAGGGAUUCUUGGUGUUUGUCGGACCAACUUACUUGUAGCAGAAACCCUGAACGUUACUCUUUGUUUAUUAAUUGUGGUGGAAUCAGAACAGACUUUGAAGGAAAUGAAUACGAGGAAGAUUUAACCAACGAGCAAUCUUACUUUUAUGCUAGUCAGGAACGAUGGGCUUACAGCACCAAUGGUAAUUUCAUGGGCACUGAUAGUGCUCCAUUUGUUGCAAGCAGCAGAACAAAUGUGACAGGUGGAGAAAUAUAUAAUACAGCUCGUUUUUCUCCCGCUUCACUGAGGUACUUUGGACUGUGUAUGCGAAAAGGGAGUUAUAAAGUGAGACUGCACUUUGCUGAAAUAAGUUACACUGAGGACAUGACAUAUAGUAGUCUGGGAAGACGUUAUUUUGAUGUAUCAAUCCAAGGGGUUCCGCGAUUGAAAGACUUUAACAUCAUGCAAGAAGCUAAUGGUUCUGGCAGGGGUAUCUACAGAGAUUUUGAUAAUGUUAUCGUUGAUGGUAGCACUAUCGACAUCCACUUGUACUGGGCAGGGAAGGGAACUACCGCAAUUCCUGACCGAGGUGUAUAUGGACCUCUUCUAUCCGCUAUCACAAUAACACCAAACUUUGACGUCAGUACAGGAGGAGGACUUUCUGCUGGAACUAUAGCUGGAAUUGUGGUUGGUUCAUGCGCAUUUAUUGGGCUAAUCUUAGCUUUACUUUGGUGGAGAGGUUAUAUAGGAGGAGACAAAGAAGAUAAAGAGCUUCGCGCACUCGAAUUACAAACGGGUUAUUUUAGUCUAAGACAAAUCAAAUCUGCUACUAAUAACUUUGAUCCUGCUAAUAAGAUCGGUGAAGGAGGGUUCGGACCAGUUUACAAGGGUGUACUUACAGAUGGAUCUGAGAUUGCUGUGAAGCAAUUAUCUGCCAGAUCAAAACAAGGGAACCGUGAAUUUGUCACAGAAAUAGGCAUGAUAUCCGCUUUACAGCACCCAAAUCUUGUUAAGCUUUAUGGCUGCUGUAUUGAAGGAAAAGAGUUGCUCCUUGUAUAUGAAUACCUGAUAAAUAACAGUCUCGCGCGUGCCCUUUUUGGCCGUGAGGACCAGAAGCUCAAUUUGGACUGGUCAAGAAGAAAGAAGAUAUGUAUGGGAAUCGCAAGGGGCUUAGCCUAUCUCCACGAGGAGUCAAGGUUGAAAAUAGUUCAUAGAGACAUAAAGGCCACCAAUGUGCUUUUAGACAAGGAUCUUAACGCCAAGAUAUCUGAUUUUGGUUUGGCAAAACUCGAUGAAGAGGAGAAUACUCAUAUAAGCACUAGAAUUGCUGGAACAAUAGGGUAUAUGGCUCCAGAAUAUGCAAUGAGAGGAUACUUGACAGAUAAAGCCGAUGUUUACAGCUUUGGAGUUGUUUUAUUAGAGAUCGUCAGUGGGAAAAGCAAUACAAAUUACAGGCCAAAAGAGGAGUUUGUUUACCUUCUUGAUUGGGCAUAUGUCCUACAAGAGCAGGGGAGUCUUUUAGAACUAGUGGAUCCUGGUCUUGGUAAGUACUCCAAAGAUGAGGCAAUGACCAUGCUGAACUUAUCCCUCUUAUGUACCAAUCCAUCUCCAACUCUUAGACCAAAGAUGUCAGCGGUGGUCCAAAUGCUAGAAGGUAAAAUCCCCGUUCAGCCACCAUUGAUCAAAAGUGUUGCAGGGAACCCCGAUAUGAGGUUCAAAGCCUUUGAGAUGUUGUCACAUGACAGUCAGACACAAGUCUCCACUAUCUCAGCAGACAGUCUUGGUCGUAGGAGCAUCUCGACUGAUGGUCCAUGGGUAGAUUCAUCAAUCUAUAAUGAUGAGUCGAAGGAAAGUUCAAAUUCUGAAAAGAAGUUGCUUCCUGAUUAUGACUCCAAUGUAUGAAUUUGCAAGCUUAAUGAUGGUUUCUUCAUUUACAUAGUAAAAUUGUACAAAUUACCGUCCCAUUAGAAGUGUCUAUGUUUUGAAUUUUCAAAGUUUAACUUUUCCAGCUUUGACCUUAAAUAGUUUUCUUUGUGUUAAAUAAUACUUGAUGAAACUUACAUAAA
Erigeron canadensis is the source of this 3385-nucleotide messenger RNA. Its product is annotated as probable LRR receptor-like serine/threonine-protein kinase At1g53430. The record is from RefSeq and is a predicted model, not a curated record. Gene Ontology annotation, biological process: protein phosphorylation. Gene Ontology annotation, molecular function: protein binding; protein kinase activity; ATP binding. The coding region runs from base 168 to 3221 and encodes 1017 amino acids. NCBI's taxonomy places the organism in Eukaryota, Viridiplantae, Streptophyta, Magnoliopsida, Asterales, Asteraceae. The transcript is spliced from 24 exons.